AAAUCUCUAUGGAAACGUCAACUAUCUCCAACCAGUUGUCUGUACGAAAUCUUUAGUGUACAAUGUAUUCAUUGUAACUUUUAUAUACAACAUUCAUUAUUAAACCGUUUUUUACAGUUACUAAAACUAAGGGAAAUUAUCAAACGGUGGUCACUUUUAUGCUUAGAAGUGAAGUGUGUUAACUGGCUAACGUGGUGUUUGCUAACAUCAACCUGGGAAGUCGUAGAUGUUAGCUCGAUAAAUGGCAGAACUUUGGAACUCAGAUACAGGGGAAGCGGUGUAUCGCUCGCGGGAUGCUGUCAAAAAUUUGAAAAUAAAAGUGCGAAUAGAGAGGGUGACCUCAACAGCAGUUCUUUCUCAGCAUCUUCAGCACAAGGUUCUCUCUCAGCAAGACAGAGGAGAAAUUGAGCUGGAAACCCUCACAGCUCAAGGCCAAACAGGUGAUAAUGAAGAAGAGAUAGUUGUGGGCUGGCAGGAGAAACUCUUCAGUCAGUAUGAGAUCGAGCUGUUCCAGAAUGAGGCAGCAUGUCAGACCCCUCUGGACCGGCAAUAUCACUCAGAAAUCAGGGCCCUUCACAAGGGCAAGGGUCGUCGUAACCACAGGAUUUUCACUUACACCGAUCACGACCGCUACACCAACUGUCUUCCGCUCCACCAGCUGCAGCACACUGACUUACUUACCACAACCAAAUCCAGCCCCACCUUCCUGGCUGAGAGGAUGGCCAGUGUGAGACACAGAAGACAAGAAAGGCGGACCAUGGAUUCAAGUAUCCCCAAGUCAAGAAUAGUCAACUGGGAGCCAACAGAAGAGUUUGUGAAGAGCAGUCAUGUGCUGAAUAACCCAAUGCAGACCAUGCACAUCAUGGGAGACCUGGGCCCUCAGGGAAAGCUGGGCCAGAGAGAGAAUGAAUGUCUGUUGGUGACCAUAAAAACCGAUGGCAGUGGAACCGUCAUUAUGAAACCUGACUUCAACAAAGGGAGAGAUCCGUACAGGAUUCUGACACAAGGAGAGAAAAGAGAAGUUUGGCGUCUUACUGUUGAGAACGUAUCCACAGCCAUGAAACCAGAGGAAAAAGACAGGGAGCAGAACAUGUACAAAGACCUUUAUGUGAGUCACAAGGAGUACCUUAACAGCCUUGUAGGACAGGACUUUGAAAUGCCCCCUGCAGGUAUUCUGCGUUACAUGAUGAACGGAGAAAUCGUUUUGGCAAAAGGCUUUGAAUAUGAUAACUUAUACAUCCACUUCUACAUGGAACUGCCCAACAGUUGGUCCAGUUUGCCAUUUCAGUCUCUAUCAGGUGUUACUCAGACCUGCCGGGCCAAGUCAAUAAAAAAGGAAAAUGUAGCUUUGUUCGGAUACCCCUUCAACUUCGAGGCAUUUUACAUGAGUGAAAAAGAGCCCGAGGAAUCAAUUCUUCAGUGGCCAGUGCUUUAUUUCAAGGUCCUGUCUUUGGAUUCCUGGCAGCGCUAUCGAACUGAGGGCUAUGGAUAUCUGCUUUUCCCUGCCGUGCCUGGUAAACACACCCUAACUUGUCACACGUGGAGACCCCUUCAGAUGGGGACCGUCUCUGCUCUGAGGCGCUUCUUCAUCGGAGGUUCUGCUGAGCUUGAAGAUCACAGCUAUGUCCGAGUGCCAGGGACCUUUAAGGGAGAGAGACUGAGUCGCUUUGGCUUUUGCACUGAAACCACAGGGAGUGUCACCUUUAAUCUGCACUGCAUCCAGCAGGCCAGGUCCUUUGUUGAUGCUGCAGUUCUGAAGAAGAGAAGGCAGAGAGUUGCUGAUCAGCUGGGAGGAUUUAGUCAGCAGGGAGCAGUUUGCACUAUUCUAGAGGCCUUCCAGAGAGCCAGGAGAAAGAUGCAGGAGGCUAGAGAAAGUCUUCCACGAGACGUCAUGAGUUCCACUUCUCAACUUCAACUUGAAUCCUCAGCAUAAGCAUGAAAUAUUAACUUUACAGCUGAAGUUACAUCACCAGCAAAUGUGGCAAUGCACUAAGUAACCUUAAUGCUGUAAUAGUGAAUUCUACUAAAAGAGCAGAGCACAGCAUAUGGAUGUUUUACUCUGUACUUGGACACUAAGAUGGAUGCUCGAGGAGUUACUGUUACUCAUAAGAACCAUGCCUACAAAGUAGAGUUUAACUUAGUAUAGUAUUAUGUCGUUACCAGUUAUCUCAAACCAGAGGUUUCCACUUUAGAGACACUACAAUGAGGUAAUUUUAAAGAAUUUCCAUGUUAAUGGAUGAUUUCAGAUUGU
Molecule: messenger RNA, 2251 nt
Organism: Menidia menidia (Atlantic silverside)
Lineage: Eukaryota; Metazoa; Chordata; Actinopteri; Atheriniformes; Atherinopsidae
Source: the annotation of a GenBank genome assembly